Molecule: messenger RNA, 1140 nt
Organism: Ipomoea triloba (trilobed morning glory)
Lineage: Eukaryota; Viridiplantae; Streptophyta; Magnoliopsida; Solanales; Convolvulaceae
Product: nifU-like protein 2, chloroplastic
Exons: 4
Coding region: 135-884 (249 amino acids)
Biological process (GO): iron-sulfur cluster assembly
Cellular component (GO): chloroplast stroma; mitochondrion
Molecular function (GO): iron ion binding; iron-sulfur cluster binding
Source: RefSeq, a predicted model, not a curated record
AACCAAUUUCGAUUUUAACACUUCAAAUUAUUGAUUAGAAUAAGCGAGGAAAGAAGAAGAAGAAACAAUCAAAAAUCAAUUCAGAUUGCGAUUCGUUUUGUUAUAUAUACGAAUACGAAUUUUGAGCUCCGGAUAUGCAAUCGGCCAUGGCGUUGAAUCCUCAGUCUCCUAUCUAUUGUGGAGGGAACCAACGAAUCCUCGAAUCCCCUACCUGCUCUUCGUCGUCUUACGCCACCACGCUUUUCCAUCCUCCUCCUGUCAAGAGUUCUAGUUUCGUGGGAGCUAGGGUUUCGCUCUCGAGGAGGCAGCGCAACCCUCUGUGGCUGGCGUCGUCGCGCUCUCUGCAAAGUAUUCAUUUCACUGUCAAUCAUAAGCACCGGGUUGUAAAGGCUGUUGCAACUCCCGAUUCAGCAGUGGAGUUACCAUUGACUGCUGAGAAUGUUGAAAGUGUAUUGGAUGAAGUUCGACCGUAUCUCAUUGCUGAUGGGGGUAAUGUUGCCUUGCAUGAAAUCGAUGGCAAUGUGGUGAAGUUGAAACUGCAGGGAGCAUGUGGCUCCUGCCCUAGUGCUGUAGUGACAAUGAAAAUGGGCAUCGAGCGUCGUUUGAUGGAAAAGAUACCAGCAAUAUUUGCAGUUGAAUCAAUUCCAGAUGAAGAAACUGGCCUUGAGCUUAAUGAAGAAAACAUAGAGAUGGUACUUGAAGAGAUAAGACCUUACCUUGUUGGGGCAGCCGGUGGAACACUAGAGUUAGUUGCCAUCGAGGAACCAAUAGUAAAGGUUCGAAUCUCAGGUCCUGCAGCAGGUGUGAUGACAGUUCGUGUGGCUGUGACUCAGAAACUCCGGGAGAAAAUCCCAGCAAUAGCAGCCGUUCAACUUCUGCAGUAACUUAUACGUCUAUUAUUGUCGAAACCACAUGAAUCAAACAUUACUAGCAUUUCAAUACACCCAUCUAAAGCACGAGCUGCAAUAGCGCCAUCUGAAACACUUGAUUCAACUCAGCAGGCUGAUAAUGCCUGGAACUAAUCUACAAUGCUUUCACUUUGUAUCUAUGUACAGUUGUGCUUCAAUGGACAUUUACAAAUCCUGUAUUUUGAGAAUAAAAAUGAAGAGAUGGUAAGCAUGUAUAUUGCUGCAGGAUAAA